AUCAGAUCAAGUAAGUCAAAAAAACCCUGUCUUCCUGCACGAGAUGUAAAACACUAGUUGGUCAUAUAUAAACAACUAGUGUUUUAAAAUAAACAUUGUAUUUGUAUACAUCAUAACCAUCCAUCAUAAACCAUGUAGAAAUCACGCUAUGUUCGGUUUUUGUUCGCUCUGUAAAACCCCGAGAUAGAAUAGAUGCAGGAUUAAUGCAAUAACUGAUACUACAAUGGAAUGGAAUGGAAAUAUCCUACUUGUUAAAUUACCACAAAGUACCUAAAAAUUGCACGUACUUGUAACAAAUGUAGCAACUUGAUUCCACAACAGCCUCAUCUACUGACUCAGCUGAUUCCCCUUUUCUUAAAAUAGAUUUAAACGGUGCUCCAGUGUUUAAGUGAUGAGCGAAACAUGGAGUGAAUAAUAGACGAUCUUUGGCUCUAUCACCGCGUCCGUCGACGUCCGUGUCGUCUCGCCGUUACGUCGUCUCGGCGGCGAGCGGACAGACCGUGGUGAAGAUGGAGCCCUGUAGAGGCGAAAGUGCUCAUUAUGAUGCUAUCUGACAUUUCCAGUGACAUGGUGCACAUUUUGCUCGCUUGACACGCGAUGUGACUUGCGACUUCGAGUCAGAUGUGACUCGGAUAGCUCGCUUGUUAGCUCAGCCCUCGUCCAUCCUGCUGCAGCAGGCGGCUAACGGCUCCAGCUGAUCCGCUGCAGCAGCACACAGAGCCCGGUGAGGACAUGAUGAUGGUGAUGAUGAGGCCUUAGAUGUCAGAUCGGCGUCGGUGUGUUCACUCAUCAAAUACAGAUGUCAUGGUGAUGGUUGCGGCUGAUCUUUAAUCUGCAGACAUGGCGUCGCAGCUCCAGGUGUUCUCCUCUCCCUCCGUGUCCUCCAGUGCCUGCUCUCGUUCAAAGAGGCUCAAAGUUGAGAACACCGCCUGGGACGUGUCCAACCAGCUGGGAGACAAUGCUUACUACCAGCAGAGCCCCACCCAGGGAGCUGCACCCUCUGCUUCUGGCUCCAACUUCAACCCAGUGUACAACUCCAACCAGGUGCACCCACCGACAGCCGGCUCCAGGGAGCAGACGGUGGUGCGGGCGGCAGACAGCACGGGCAACGUUCGCGGACCUUCCUCUUCCUCAUCGUCCUCCUCCAGCCGUCGCGUCAAGGAUGCAGAGUCCUCCUCCCAGCCGUGCGACCUCUACCACAAGCAGUACAGCUUGAAGCGGAAGAGCGAGGAGGUGGACAGCAGCGACAGCGUCCAGAUCCUGGAGGAGCUCUCAGCCCCCGUGGUCUCAAACCGCACUGGUGGUGGAGGAGGGGGAACCGCCACAGCUCAGUCCAUAGCACAUUCCACUUCUACCACAAAGAGCAGCAACUCCCACAGCGAGGGAGACUACCAGCUGGUCCAGCAUGAGAUUCUGUGCUCAAUGUCCAACAGCUACGAGGUGCUCGAGUUCCUGGGACGCGGCACCUUUGGCCAGGUGGCAAAAUGCUGGAAGCGGGGAACAAAUGAGAUAGUGGCCAUUAAGAUCUUGAAGAACCAUCCUUCUUAUGCUCGGCAAGGUCAAAUUGAAGUGAGUAUCCUAAGCAGGCUGAGCACAGAGAAUGCCGAUGAGUUCAACUUUGUCCGCUCAUACGAGUGUUUCCAGCACAAGAACCACACGUGCCUUGUGUUUGAGAUGCUGGAGCAGAACCUUUACGACUUCCUGAAGCACAGCAAGUUCAGUCCGCUGCUGCUCAAGUGCAUACGGCCGAUCCUGCAACAGGUCGCCACGGCACUGAUGAAGCUCAAGAGCCUGGGUUUGAUCCACGCCGACCUGAAGCCUGAAAACAUCAUGUUAGUAGACCCUUUGAGGCAGCCGUACAGAGUGAAAGUCAUUGAUUUUGGCUCCGCCAGCCACGUGUCCAAAGCGGUUUGCUCCACCUACCUGCAGUCACGAUACUACAGAGCUCCGGAGAUCAUUCUGGGCCUUCCUUUCUGUGAGGCGAUCGACAUGUGGUCGUUGGGAUGUGUCAUUGCUGAGCUGUUUCUGGGAUGGCCCCUUUAUCCUGGUGCCUCAGAGUAUGAUCAGAUCCGUUACAUUUCCCAGACCCAGGGCCUUCCUGCAGAGUACCUGCUGAGUGCCGGAACCAAGACCAGCCGCUUUUUCAACAGAGGCCCCGACUCGAGCUACCCGCUCUGGAGACUCAAAACACCUGCAGAGCACGAGGCAGAGAUGGGCAUCAAGUCAAAGGAGGCAAGGAAAUACAUCUUCAACUGUCUAGAUGAUAUGAUGCAGGUGAACAUGACAAACCUGGAGGGGACGGACAUCUUGGCAGAGAAGGCUGACCGGCGGGAGUUCAUAGACCUGCUGAAGAAGAUGCUGACGCUAGACGCAGACAAACGGAUCACGCCCAUUAAGACGCUGAACCACCCCUUUGUCACCAUGACACACCUGCUGCACUUCCCUCACAGCUCACAUGUGAAGUCCUGCUUUCAAAAUAUAGAUAUAUGCAAACGCAGAUGCUCCGCCUUUGAGAAUGGCAAAAAUAUGUUUGCCAGCAACAAUACCCCAAGUGCAGCCACCAACCUCACUGUCACCUUCAGUAGCCAACUAAACCAGCACAACCAGAUGGCCUCAACGGGAGGCCAGUCCCUGUCCCUCAGCAGUAACGUCCCGUUGCUGAACUACCAGCCUGGCCUCUACCAGCAGGCCACCAUAAACAUCCCUGGCCUAACCCAGCAGGGGGUACCACUGCAGACCAGACCCGCGCAGCUCUGCGCCCAGACUGAGCCCUUCCAGCAAACACUCAUAGUUUGCCCUCCCACCAUCCAGGGUCUUCAGACAUCCAAUAAGCCCUCUGGUUAUCCAGUGAGGAUGGACAACUCUGUACCCUUAGUUCCUCAGAACCAGUCGUCCCAGUCUCUUCACAUCCAGCCCGGCAUGCUGGCUCAGCAGGGCUGGCCAGCAGGCACACAGCAGAUUCUCAUCCCUUCCACAUGGCAGCAGAUGCCAGGCAUGGCCAUCCACAACCCUGGGCAGGCCGUGGUGCCUGAGUCAUCCAUGGGAGCCCCGAUACCCGACAGUCAACAAGCUUCUGGCUGGAGGGGUCGUCAUGGAAGCCAAUACGACGGCCUCAGCCAGCAGGACUCUGGUGUUGGCCGUCACGCUGCCUCCCAAGGCCACAACUCGGGGGCCGCUCACUCCAGAUCCCAACAGGGAAAGAGGUCAAAGGCUCGACAUGCAGAGAGCAAAGCCAGGCUUGUGUCGUCGGCCACCACUGUGGUCCACAACACUUCUGCUUUUGCUGGCGACCAGUCUCAGCCCAUCGUCAUCUCGGACACACCGAGCCCUGCUGUCAGCAUCAUCACCAUCCACAGCGACUCAGAAGACGACGAUGACAGGAAGUUCCCUGCCGCCUGCUCUGGAACAAGCCAGAGGACCAACGUGAUCAGCUGUGUGACCGUGCACGACUCCCAUGACUCCGACUCCUCCAACAGCAGCCCCCUGAGCCCCAAGACGACCUCACAGCCCACCAAGUCUUUGGCCAUCAUCAUGCCCUCUGUGAAGAGCCAGCCGGGGGAGAGCACAACCCACAAAGCCCCGGCAGCUCCAGAUCAAGCUAUAAGUGGCUCUGGAAAAUCCAAGAAAGGAUCGACUCAGCAGUCCAGUCGGGCAGGAGAUUCCAACGCUGAUCGCCAUCAACGGGCCGCAUCCAGCAGGUCUCAGCCUCUGAAUCUGAGUCAGGUACAGCAGUCUGUGUUGUCGUCAUCCCACGAUCAAACAGGAAGCAGUAGUUCCCUAAGGCGGCAGCCCACAUACCCUCCUCCCGUCUCGUCCCACUCAUCCUACCGGCUUCACGAGAACACCCUCUUCAGCUCAACCCCAAACUUGUACGCCUACCCGGCAUCUGCCGCGCUGGCCUCUGUGUCCCAAGCCGUGGACCAGAUGCAAGGUGGCUCAUCCCGCCAUAGCAGGACGAGCGGAGCUUACUCUUCCCUGGCGCUGCUCCAAAAGAACGGCAGCUUGGCCUUGGGAGGGUCUGCUCCGGGACAGUACGGCAACCACCAACAGCAGCAGCAGCAGCAGCAGCAGCAGCUGGGAGGGCAGCCUUUCCACCACGCUGCUACUUACCAACGAAAACUGAACCAGUAUCCCUACCUGUAAAGACUAAAGCGCUGGAUGUCGACCAAAUGAAGACCGAGACUAGAGACGAGCACAAGCUCAUCACGGGCGGCUGUGAUUAGACUUUUAACUUUCCUUUACUGUGCUUAUUUUUACAACUUUCAGUGAUUAUUUUUCAUAAAAUAAUCAUGGAUUUAUAUUUCAAUCAUGGUCGUCUUUUUUUAAAUAUCCAUUCCAACUUUGGAGUUUUUUUGUGUCGCAUACAGCAACAAACAGAGCAGUCUGUAAGUGUCUACAAAGUGACACAUUUAUUGUAGUGUUGGUUCUGUGCUCCAGUACAGCACAUUUUGAACAGUAUGGGGUUUAAAGUGCGGACUUUCAGCUUUAAUUUAAGCACGUUUACAUCCACAUCAGAUGAAACACGUCGGAAUCUCAGCCUUUUUCAUACAUGCUCCCCAAAUUGAAGGGACCAACAUAAAGCUGAAAAUUCUACUACUUACAGACUGCAACGUUAAGUUGAUUUUUAUUUAUUUUUUAUUUUAUUGUAUUUGAAAAAUUAGUAUUGAGGAGAAACUGGAACUUGACUAACUGUUAUGCUGAUCUCUAUUAUUAUUAUUAUUAUUGUUAUUAUUAUCAUCGUUGUCAGAAUUAUGAACUAAUUGCGUAAAAGUUGCAUUGACAUAUACACAAUCGCCUUACUUAAGUCAAUUUAUUUUGUCAUUUUAAACUUUAAUAUGUCAGCACAUUGUGAUAAGUGAGAUGUUGUAUGUUUAAUUUAUGAAUCUACUAUGUGUGUGUGUGUGUGUGUGUGUGUGCGUGUUAUCUGUUUAAAAAAAAAAAAAGAAAGUAAGUUCUGCUGUGUAUAAUAAUGUGUCCUUGUGUUCUUCAACUGUUUCCCAUGUUCGCUCUGUUUUCGUGCUGGCCAUUGACCUAUUAUAUUUACAUGUGCCGUAUGUCCAUUGAUGCAGUACAGUUCAGCAUAGAGUAGGAUGGUAUUUAGAGGGGACCGUCGUGUUUUUUAUUCUUACGGUUGCAUGUGUCUGACUUGGUGUAGCAUUCAGGAGAGGUUUGUAAAAAAAAAAAAAAAAACUGCAGCUCCACUGAUUUGAAGUGUCGCUCGCAGAUGAUGGAUUAUCAAUGUUGUGUCAAAUUUGUACAACAAACACACAAAUGAUUUGGGGAAAGUGUAAAAGCUCUUGUCUUGUGACGUGAUGUCUGUGAAGUAAAAGCGUGCACAUAGAAAUCUGAUUGGGUAUCACACUAUCAUGUCAAAGCCAUUUAGAAUGCAAUUGUAAAAUUCACAGUUAUGCAUUUGAAUUGUGAAUAAUCAAAUCUGACAAAAGAUAAUUUAUAAAAAUAUGAAUUGAUGUUCAGUAUGUAACCGCUACUAUACAAAUCAUUGGUUUGCUGAUACGGUGGUUUUUCUUACAAGCCUGCUGUGAUGUGAAGUGCCGCAUAGAACACACUAUGAACCUUAAACCGUAUAUGCGCAAUAAAAAUCCUCUCAAAACACAA
Anarrhichthys ocellatus (wolf-eel) is the source of this 5616-nucleotide messenger RNA. It is a transcript of the gene hipk1a, whose product is annotated as homeodomain interacting protein kinase 1a. Gene Ontology annotation, biological process: peptidyl-threonine phosphorylation; smoothened signaling pathway; peptidyl-serine phosphorylation. Gene Ontology annotation, molecular function: ATP binding; protein serine/threonine kinase activity; protein tyrosine kinase activity. The transcript is spliced from 16 exons. The coding region runs from base 841 to 4143 and encodes 1100 amino acids. Lineage: Eukaryota; Metazoa; Chordata; Actinopteri; Perciformes; Anarhichadidae. Gene Ontology annotation, cellular component: PML body; cytoplasm; nucleus. The record is from RefSeq and is a predicted model, not a curated record.